This is a messenger RNA of Symbiodinium sp. CCMP2456, 468 nucleotides long. The record is from the annotation of a GenBank genome assembly. NCBI's taxonomy places the organism in Eukaryota, Dinophyceae, Suessiales, Symbiodiniaceae.
AUGUACAACGCCAGCGACAGCAUCAUCACAGGGAAUCCGGCAUGCACCAUCUGCAAUGCAACUCCAGCGCAAUGCUUCAACACAACACAGCGGAUGUGGCCGGAUCACUGUGAGUUUGACGGGGACAGCGACCUGGAGUUGGACAUACCAUCGGAGCUAGUCCAGAAAGGAAGCAACAAGUUCGUGGACGCCUACAGUGCCUUUGCGGACAACACCAACAACUUGCAGACGCCCCUGGAUGACAUACUCCAGGGGAAGGGGAUCGAGACGCUUUUCAUCGCCGGCAUCGCCACGGAUGUCGUUGUGGACUACACGGUCCGCGAUGCCGUCACGCGCGGAUACAAGGUCGUAGUGGUGGGCGAUGCGACAGCUGGCAUCUCUCCCCAAACGGAGGCAGCUGCCUUGGAGGCAUUUGCCGGGCUCGACGGCGUGCAGGUGGUGAACACCACGGACGUCAUGGAUUUUUAA